AUGCCACUAAAUGCCUUGCCAAGCGAUCCAGUUUCGUUAACAGUUAAAAAACUGUGUGCUGAGCUUCAAGUCAAACUGGAGAACGGCUUAACAGAUGACGAAGCUUUGAUCCGUAGUGAGCAUUUUGGUUUGAACGAGCUCCCCACAAGUCCACCUACACCAUUCUGGAAGUUGGUUUUGGGGCAAUUUAAUGAUGUAUUGGUGCGUAUUUUGUUGAUGGCGGCUACCGUCAGCUUCAUUAUGGCAAUCUUUGAGCAGAACUUUGCAGACUUCGUUGAUCCCUUUAUUAUUUUACUCAUACUAACCUUCAAUGCCAUUGUUGGUGUUUGGCAAGAAAGGCGAGCUGAGGACUCAAUUAAUGCCCUGAAACGUUUUGUGCCUAUCACAGCGGUCGUGAUCCGGGAUGGAAAAAGGAAGACAAUACGUGCUGAACUAUUGGUUCCAGGAGAUAUUGUGGAAGUUAAGGUUGGUGAUCGCGUACCCGCGGAUAUUCGUGUAGUAGAAAUUCAAAGCACAACUUUACGGGUAGAUCAAUCUAUUUUAACUGGUGAAUCAGAAGAAGUUAUAAAGCAAACAGAAGAAAUUUGCUCUUAUAGUGAACGCUUUCCGGCUAAUAUGAUCUUCAGUGGUACCGCUAUAGUGUAUGGAAAAGCUUAUGGCGUGGUUGUUAAGACAGGCAGCACGACUGAAAUUGGCCUGAUUGAAGAAAAUGUUCGCGAACAGGAAGACGUCAAAACACCUCUUCAACGCAAAUUAGAUGAGUUUGGGGUCCUUCUAUCUAAGGUCAUUAGUUAUAUAUGUCUAGUAGUCUUUGUGGUGAACAUGUUUCAUUGGUUUUACCAUCAUGAGAACAAUGACAACGAGGUUUGGUACGAGCGGUAUGUGCAGCCGACGGUGCACUGUCUGAAAGUAGCCGUGGCGCUUGCGGUUGCCGCCAUUCCAGAAGGCCUACCGGCGGUGGUGACUACUUGUUUGGCCUUGGGAACGCGGCGCAUGUCCCGCUGCAAUGCCUUUGUGCGCGACCUUCCCAGCGUGGAAACUCUAGGUCGAUGCACCGUGAUCUGCUCCGAUAAAACAGGUACGCUAACCACAAACUGCAUGUCCGUUGUGGAGGUCGCGACUGCGGGACUUCAUUCUAAGACGCUAAAUGUUUACAAAAUAGAGGAUUCUAAAUAUGAUAUCAUUACGAAUUCGAUCACUAGUGAUAGAGCGCCAAGCAUAAAGCCGCUAGCAUGUAACGCAGCUCUCGACAUGCUCAGUACGGUAGCGGUGUUGUGCAACGAGUCUAGUCUAUAUCGCAAUCCUGAUGGGAACACCGAGAAAAUUGGCGAAUCGACAGAGGCUGCAUUACUUGUUAUGUGUGAAAAACUCAUCCAAGCGUCUGCUGAAACCCCGAACUGCAGUCUGCCCUUAAAUGAAUUUCUUGUAUCCAAGCAAAAGCUGUGGGAUAAACAAGCGACGUUGGAAUUCACGCGCACGCGUAAGUCAAUGAGUGUGUGUUGCGCGUCCAAGUCAAAUCCUAAGAUUAACAACCUCUUUGUGAAAGGCGCUCCUGAAGAAAUUUUGCGGCGUAGUUCUCAAGUGAUGUUAGCAAAUGGAGAAAUAGUUCCUAUCGACGAGGUCAUGUUAGAUAAUAUUGUAAAGCAAACCAAACUUAUGUCAAGCAGUGAAAAAGCGCUGCGGUGUAUUGGUUUCGCCUUCUCCCCGUGUCUUCCAGUAAAGGAGUUGAAACUGUCCAAUCCAGAUAAUUUUGAAGCUAUUGAAAGUGAUUUGAUUUUUCUAGGGGUAUGUGGAAUGCUCGAUCCUCCACGUGAGGAAGUGCCUGAAGCGAUUUUAAAAUGCCACUCGGCUGGUAUACGGGUCAUUGUUAUUACAGGUGAUAAGAAAGAAACCGCAGAGGCGAUGUGUCGCAAAAUUGGCUUGCUCAAGAAGGAAGACACUUCACUCCUAAGCUACACAGGUCAUGAGUUUGAUAAGAUGUCAUCGGUGGAAAAACGAAAAGCCGUUCAAAACGCCGUCGUUUUUAGCCGGACGGACCCUUCCCAUAAGAUGCAAUUGAUUAAAUUGCUCCAGGAGCAGAAGCUUAUUUGCGCCAUGACAGGGGACGGCGUGAAUGACUCUCCAGCUCUGAAGUGCGCAGAAAUUGGGAUUGCCAUGGGUUCGGGAACGGAAGUUGCCAAAGCUACAAGUCAGCUGAUCUUGGCCGAUGACAAUUUCGCAACUAUUGUAAAGGCAGUGCAAGAGGGGCGAACUAUUUUUAACAACACCAAACAGUUCAUUCGCUACCUUAUCAGCAGCAACAUUGGUGAAGUGGCUUGCGUGCUGGCGACAGGGAUUCUAGGCCUCCCUGAGGCGUUAUCGCCUAUUCAGCUUUUAUGGGUGAACCUAGUAACCGAUGGGCUUCCAGCAACGAUGCUUGGAUUCAAUGCGCCCGAACCCGAUAUCAUGGAGCAUCCCCCACGCAAUGUCGAUGAGCCCAUUGUGAAUGGGUGGCUAUUCCUCCGUUAUAUGGUAAUUGGGGUGUACAUUGGCCUUGCAACCGUCGCUGGAUUCCUUUGGUGGUUCUCAUACAAUUCCUUUACUUGGUCAGAACUUACCUCCUUCACAACAUGCGCAAACAUGACCUCCGCUAAGUGCGUCGUUCUGGAAAACCCAGAAGCUGCACGAUCUGUUGCGCUCUCUAUUCUUGUCUUAAUCGAAAUGCUAAAUGCGCUGAAUGCAGUCAGUGAAAACCAGUCUAUCAUGAUUUGUCGUCCAACGUCGAAUAUCUGGUUGCUUUUCGCUAUUGCAUCCUCAAUUGUCUUACAUUUGAUGGUUAUGUAUGUACCUUUCUUUGCAAAACUCUUCCGCAUUACACCGCUGGGAGUGGAUCCAACAUAUGUGCAGUCAGCGAAGCCAUGGAGCAUUCUGAUUCCAACAAGUUUUACAGAAUGGAAAGUAGUGUUAGUGCUCAGUAUUCCCAUAAUUUUCAUUGACGAAAUUUUGAAGUUUAUCUCACAAAGGUCGACGCGAGCAGAGUCUAAAAUGUCUUCUAAAAAAAAAAAUUAG
Molecule: messenger RNA, 3048 nt
Organism: Phytomonas sp. Hart1
Lineage: Eukaryota; Euglenozoa; Kinetoplastea; Trypanosomatida; Trypanosomatidae
Source: the annotation of a GenBank genome assembly